This is a messenger RNA of Cyclopterus lumpus (lumpfish), 7116 nucleotides long. It is a transcript of the gene nav1b, whose product is annotated as neuron navigator 1b. Lineage: Eukaryota; Metazoa; Chordata; Actinopteri; Perciformes; Cyclopteridae. Bases 1 to 6489 code for a protein of 2162 amino acids. The record is from RefSeq and is a predicted model, not a curated record. Gene Ontology annotation, molecular function: ATP hydrolysis activity. The transcript has 32 exons. Gene Ontology annotation, cellular component: microtubule cytoskeleton; axon initial segment. Gene Ontology annotation, biological process: nervous system development; microtubule bundle formation; neurogenesis.
AUGAGCGGUGGAGUGAACAUCAAAGUCAUCUCUCAGAGUCAGAGCGACGCAGGUGUCGGCUCGAGUCUGCCUCUCCCUCGAAGCAUGAUGCCUCUCUCCAAGGUGGGUGCCAAACACCAAUACGGCGGCACCCCCAGUCCCACGGGGCAGCAUCAGCACGCGGCCAGGCGACAGCCUUCCUCCUCCUCCUCGUCAUCGUCGGUGUCGCCGGGUGCAGCGGAGCUGCUGAGAGGCGCCGCUUUUAAGAACCACCUGCUGCAGCAAAAAGCGGGCACGUAUUCUCACAGAAGCCCGGCGGCUACACAGCGAACCGAUGGAACCUGCUCGGCGUACAGCAGCCCCCAGAUACCGAAGAGGGAAGUCCGGCGCUCUAAAGACACACUGGACCUCCGGGCCAGCACGCUGAACCAGACGGCCUUGCGAGAGCUCCACUUGAGACGAACCACCAACAAAAACUGGACCUUCGGAAAAUACCGUCUGAAGAGCGUGGACAACGCAGCCGAGGGGGACGCCUUGUGCCGGCUCUCCGUCGAUGUCCAGCAGGGGCACGGAAGAGGACGUCUCUUUUAUACUAAAGGGGCGAAUGGGAAUGAGCUACCGGGCGUGUCUUCCUCUGGAAUGGCCAAUGUCCAAAAAGAGGUGAGGAACAUCUCCUACCAGCACCUGGGAGCUUCCGAAAGGGGCGUGUCCGGCGGCAAAUCAAAGUCUUCUCAUGACGCAUUCAACAUGCCGCGCAGAGGGAGCGAGCCGGGGAAAGUCAACAUGGCCGCCGUUGCUCCCUUCAGGUUCAGGUUUCAGGUCCACGAGGACACAGAUCCCGGCCUCGAUGAUCUCAGUGACUGCUCCUCUGACUCCAUGGAGGUCUGCUGUGACGAGCUCGGAGGCAUGCUUGGGAGUAGUGUGAAAGGCAGAGAAGGGGACUUGAAGAUGGAAAGGACGGAUAGCACAAAGACAUACGGCCAAGCAGAUGGCAAAGGAGUUGGUAUGGCAGCGAAGAGGGCAAAGCCCGGAGUACCCCAGGGCACACCGAGGGGUGAACUGAAGGUUUACCGGGCGGGUAGCUCCGAGGGCAGGCUCCCCGUGUCCUCCAAUCUCCGCAAGCAGAGGUCUAUGACAAACCUGGCCGUCCUCACUGACGCUGAGAAGAAGUUGCACCUCUAUGAGCCCAAGUGGUGCGAUGACAUGGCCAAGCCCGGAGCAGGGCAGACUAAGAUGGGCAAGCCAAAGACGGCAGGGGUUGGCAGCAGUGCCGGAGGGGGUGCCCCGCUCUCUCGAAACCUAUCCAAAUCGGAACACUCGCUGUUCCAGGGAAAGCCCAAGCCCUUCAGCCCCCUGGCUGCUCCGUCGGCUCUGAGCAAGCAGAGCCGCAUACCUCGUGCUCCUUAUGCCGAGGUGAAGCCCCUGAGCAAGGCGCCCGAGGAUGGGAAGUCGGAUGACGAGAUCCUCUCCAGCAAGGCGAAGGCCAACGCUAAGAAGCAGGGAGCCGGAGCCGGAGGGGAGUCCGGUUCCAAAGGCCAAGGGGAGGAAGGGGGAGACAAGGCCUUCCUGAAGGUGGACCCAGAACUGGUGGUGACGGUGCUGGGCGACCUGGAGCAGCUGCUCUUCAGUCAGAUGUUGGACCCCGAGUCUCAGAGGAAGCGGACCGUGCAGAACGUCCUUGACCUCCGCCAGAAUUUAGAAGACACAAUGUCGAGUCUGCGGGGCUCUCAGCUCAGUCAUAGCUGUAUGGACAGCAGUAAUGUGGGCUACGACAGCGACGAGACCAACGCUCGCAGCAUAUCCAGCCUGUCCAACCGCUCGUCGCCUCUCUCCUGGCGCCACGGCCAGUCCAGCCCUCGUCUUCAGGCGGGCGACGCCCCGUCCUCCACAGGCGGCGGAUACAAGGGGAGCAAGGCCGGCUCCCAGUACGCGGCCCAGACGAUGCCGGCCCGCUGCUCCAGCCACCUGAACAGCACGUCUCGCAUCGAGCUCAUCGAAGGGCUGGAGGACGCCGACCUCAAGUCCGGUUACCUGAGCGACAGCGACCUUCUGGGAAAGAGCCUGCGGGACGACGACGACGACAACCUGGCCAACGGGUGGGACGAGAGCAGCUCCAUCAGCAGCGGGCUCAGCGACGGCGAAGGCGAUGGCUCGGAGAACCUCAGUUCGGAGGAGUUCAACGUCAGCUCCUCCCUUAACUCCCUCCCGAGCACGCCCCUGGGAUCCAGACGCAGCUCCUCUGUUAUGCUUCGCACCGACGCCGAGAAGCGCUCCCUGGUGGAGAGCGGACUUUCGUGGUACAGCGAGGACGGCAAGGCCGCCCACAAGCUCGACAGCUGCAGCUACGAAACGGGGAGUCUCAAGACGGAGGCCCCGAGCAAGUGGAGGAAGAAGCCUCCGAGCCUCGGGGAAGAUUCGGGGUGCAAAGGAGAACUGAGGAAGCCUCAGAGCUUGGGUCCUCCGGGUAGUUUCAGGAAGGGCCGUAACCCUCCCAUAGGCGUGACCUCCCCCAUCACCCAUACCUCUCAGAGCACUUUGAAAGUCGCAGCGCCUAAAAGUGAGAAGCCGCAGGACAAAUCCAGGAUUUCCCUCAAAACUGCUGGUCUGCAACGGUCUCGUUCGGAUGCUGGAAGGGAUCACCUUGGAGAGCACCGCAAGCCCCCGUCAGGUUUAGUGAAGCCCACAGCCGGCGCCUCCUUCGGCUACAAGAGGCCACCGACAGCCACCGGUACCGCCACUGUGAUGACAGCAGGGGGCGCCACCAUCUCCAGUGGCUCUGCUACUGUGGGGAAAAUCCCCAGGUCUUCUGGCAUCCCAAUGAAGCCUGUGGGAGGAGGGACGCCCUCGGGUCGAAAGAACAGUUUCGAUGCCAGCAGCGAGCAGAGCUUCCUGGGGCCGAACGUCCGAAACAGCAUUCAGUACCGCAGCCUGCCUCGACCGGCCAAAUCCAGCACGUUCAGCGUGAUCGGUCGCUCUGCGCCUCGGCCCAUGAGCGGUACCAUUGACCCCAGUCUGUUGACCCUGAAACCUGUGCCCAUGUCCUCCACGGGCCCCCGGAUUAAAGAGCCCGGGAGCUGUAAGAUGUCUAAUCGAGCGAGCACAGGCCCAGUGAACAUGACGGACCGAGAGAAGGAGAAGGAGAGAGCCAAGGCCAAGGCUGACCUAGACUGUGGCUCUCUGAAAGGAGAGUCCACGGGGGAGUCCACGAUGAAGCUGCAGGGCCUGAGACGGACCAGCAGCGGCAAAUACCCUGAACUGUCCUCGCCCACCACACCAAGGAUGCUGAACACUAAGUCUCUGGGUCGUCCACCCAGCUUGGCCCACCUGGACAAGGUCAACUCCAACAGUCUCGAUUACUGCGUGACCCUCCAGGACCUCCCUCCCAAAGUCCCCCCUUACUCCAAGCUGCAGGACCUUGCUGCUUCCCACACCUCCUCCCGCCUCACCAUGAGCCCGGCGCCUGUGCUCCACAUCGAUUCCCCCGGCUCCUACACCAGUGAAAGCCUGAGUCUCAGCGGGUCGCCCCUGCUCUACCCCAAGCUGUCUGGCAUGCACCGCAGCAUGGAGUCCCUGCCGCUCCAGAUGAGCGUGCCUUCCAGUGCGAGGUUUGUCCGAACUGAGAUGCAUGACAAGGAUGAGAGGGGUACGGGGACCUGGGGAGCCGGCAGCAGGACGUCCCUCAACCUCACAGAUAGCUUGCAAACAGACAGAAAUACCUUGCCGAAGAAAGGCUUAGAACGCUACGGCUCGAGCCUGUCGGACAGCGACGGCAAACCGGGACGCCGCCACUCCCACAACAUCGUGAGCAUGGCGGAGAGCGAGAGCCCCCCCCAGCUGCCGUCUCCCACCCGCACGCUCCUCCUCCCCUCCUCCGGCAAGGCUCCUCUCACCAACGUGGUUGCCCCAAUUUCCUGCGGCACCCCGAGGAUAUCGCGCUCCAACAGCAUAGGCCCACCCAGCGAGUCGACCUGCGAUCUCUAUGGCUCCUCCCCCCUGGGCAGCAGCAUGUCCCUGGCCGACCGGCCAAAAAGCAUGAUGCGCUGUGGGUCUUUCCGGGAACCAGGGGAUGAUGUGCACGGCUCCGUGCUCUCUUUGGCGUCCAACGCGUCAUCCAACCAUUCCUCGAAUGAGGAGAGGAUCCAAGGGGAGCAAAUCCGAAAGCUGAGGCGAGAGCUGGAGUCUUCCCAGGAAAAGGUUGCCGACUUGACCAUGCAGCUUAGUGCCAAUCUCGGCCAGGCUAAUCUGGUAGCAGCUUUUGAACAGAGCUUGGCGCUGAUGACGGCACGCCUGCAGACCCUGUCGGUCUCCUCGGACCAAAAGGACUCUGAGCUCACGGAGCUGAAGGACACCAUCGAGGUUCUGAGGGUCAAAAACACAGAGGCCCAAGAAAUCAUUCACGGGGCUCUCAGCGCUCCCGACAUCGAACCUAAAGAACCUCUGAUCAAUCGGCAGAACUCGUCCGAAAGCAUCUCCAGCCUCACCAGCAACACCAGCCACUCGAGUAUCGGUAGUCUCAAAGAGCAGGAGGCCAAGAAGAAGAAGAAGAAGAGCUGGUUGCGCAGCUCCUUCAACAAGGCCUUUAGUAAGAAGGGCUCCAAGCAGUCUGGGCCGUAUGCCGACAUUGAGGAAAUUUCCACCCCAGAGUCCUCUGCGCCAUCCUCCCCUCGAGUCCACCACGUUGGGAACCACCCUCAGUUGUCAAUGAAAUCCUCUUCAUCAUCAGGGCUCUGUGAGGAAGAAGAUGAGGCGGGCGAUGAUAAGGUCGUAACAGAACUGCGUACAGAGCUGUGGGAGAAGGAGCGCAAACUGACAGACGUCCGCCUGGAGGCUCUGAGCUCCGCCCAUCAGCUGGAGCAGCUGCAGGACGCCAUGGACAACAUGCAGUCGAAAGUGGAGAACCUGAAGGCCGAGAACGACCACCUGAAGACGAGUACCCUGUCCCCCUGUCCAUCUCCCGGACCCUCCAGCUCUGUCUCCCAGUCCUCGGGCCUCACUGCUCUGGGAAGCUCGUCACCUCGACAGUCCGUCGCCAUGCACAUGCCCAAGAGCUACAGCAGAGGGCCGAGUGAGGGGAGCAGCAGCUCAGACGUCUUCUUUGCAGAUUCCCUCAGUCUUUCCUCGCAGAGGGAUGACCACCGUGUCCGGGUGGUGAUUUGUGUCGCAGAUUUACACGUCUUCAAAGACGAGGUCAAACAGCAGGACUUCUUCGUCGGCACCGUCAGGGUGAAUGGCAGGAUGGACUGGCCCAUGCUGGACUCAGCAGUCAGCCAGGCGUUCAAGGUGUACAUAGCCAAGGUGGACCCCACUUCUAGUCUGAGCCUGUCCACAGACUCCAUCUACAGUUACAGUAUGGGCCACAUCAAGAGAGUGCUGGGAGGAGAGUCUCCAGAGACACAGCCCUCUCGCUGCAUGUCCCGAGGCCCCAGUAGCAUCACCGUGGCCCUGAAAGGUUUGAAGGAGAAGUGUGUGGACAGCCUGGUAUUCGAAACCCUCAUUCCCAAACCCAUGAUGCAACACUACAUCAGCCUGCUGCUCAAACACCGCCGUCUCAUCCUGUCUGGACCGAGCGGGACGGGCAAGAGCUACCUCGCUUCCCGGCUGGCUGAGUACCUGGUGGACCGCAGCGCCCGCGAAGUCACCGACGGCAUCGUGGUCACUUUCAACAUGCACCGGCAGUCAUGCAAGGAGCUGCAGCUUCAUCUUUCCAACCUGGCCAAUCAAAUCGAUCGGGAAACCAGCACGUCAGAAGUGCCGCUCGUCGUUAUCCUGGAUGACAUUCACGGGCCCGCUUCCAUCAGCGAACUGGUCAAUGGCGCGCUCACCUGCAAGUAUCACAAAUGCCCUUACAUUAUUGGAACAAGCAAUCAGCCAGUGAAGAUGAUUGCCAACCACGGCCUCCAUCUCAGCUUCAGGAUGGUGACCUUCUCCAACAAUGUGGAGCCAGCCAACGGCUUCCUGGUGCGCUACUUGCACAGGAAGCUGAUGGAGUCGGAGGAUGAGAAAAACUUGACCAACGAGGACCUGAUCCGGGUGUUAGACUGGGUGCCCAAACUGUGGUAUCAGCUGCACGCCUUCUUGGAGAAGCACAGCACGUCGGACUUCCUCAUUGGACCCUGCUUCUUCCUGUCGUGUCCUGUCACGGUGGAGGAGUUUCGAUCGUGGUUCAUUGACCUUUGGAACCACUCUAUCAUUCCUUACCUGCAAGAGGGGGCCAAGGACGGCAUCAAGGUCCACGGCCAGAAGGCGGUGUGGGAGGACCCAGUGGAGUGGGUGCGGGGCACCCUGCCUUGGCCUUCUGCGCAGCAAGACCAGGCAAAGCUGUUCCACUUGCCUCCCCCCAGCAUUGGCCCCAGCAGCCCUGGUCAGCCCUGCGAGGAGAGGCCUCACAAGGAGACUCCACCCAGCUCCAUGGAAUCUGAUCCACUGAUGGCAAUGCUUUUGAAACUCCAAGAGGCUGCCAAUUACAUCGAAUCCCCAGAAAAAGAAGACCAGAGUCUGCCAAAACUUUGAACACAAAGCUGACACUUAACAAUUAGCACUUCAACUUUUCUUUGUUUUUUUUUUGUCCGCUGUGAUGAUGCAGCGCUCAUUCAGGAACAAAUUAUCCCGAAGGGUAUAUGGGGUGAUUUAAACCAUCAUUCCGGUAGGUUAAGAGUAUAACUAGGCCAUUACAACAUGCAUACAGUUAGUUCAAAAUACCGUAUUUUCAAAAAGAACACAUUCUAUUACUUUAUUGUGUAUUUGACUGGAUGCCAUUCCCUUUAGUUUAGAUUCCCUCACCUCCACGUUAGCGCUCAGUACUCUUAGAUCGGUGCUAAAAGAUCACGAAGAAUCGUCUCGGCACUUCAGACUUCAGGUGAUUUCUGCAACAGCACACAUGCAUCAUGGGAUAUGGAGUGCUUGUCAACGGGAGCUGUUCUCAAUUAUGGUGACUCAUUUUGGAAAAAAGAGUAUGACAGAUGGUACAUAUCUACUGUAUAAGUCUUUCAAGGCCAAAUCGUAUACAUAUGCAAUCCUUAACUUUACGACCUGAGCAGGUGAAACAAAUACAAUGCCUUAAGAACAAAGACGUAAAACAUCAUCUCAACUUCAGCAGAGAACACUGGUGCUUUCAUCGAUAUCACCGCAGCUGUCAGG